This is a messenger RNA of Mugil cephalus (flathead mullet), 1394 nucleotides long. RefSeq names its product SNF8 subunit of ESCRT-II (gene snf8). Gene Ontology annotation, biological process: protein transport to vacuole involved in ubiquitin-dependent protein catabolic process via the multivesicular body sorting pathway. Bases 342 to 1118 code for a protein of 258 amino acids. The transcript is spliced from 8 exons. Lineage: Eukaryota; Metazoa; Chordata; Actinopteri; Mugiliformes; Mugilidae. Gene Ontology annotation, cellular component: ESCRT II complex. The record is from RefSeq and is a predicted model, not a curated record.
ACAAAAUGGAGGGCGUAGCACCCAGUUACUGCUAAAUAUGCGGAACUGUAGCAGAAAACUAGAAACUUAAGCAUUAAAACGAAAAUUUGACACUUUACUUAAAAGUAGACUGUGAAAGUGAAGGUAAAGAGUGUCGGAAUAUUUUGCACCGAGGUUAAAAAGUAUAAGAAUUAGUGGCUGACAUAGAGUUAAACAAGCCAGUUAGGCUAGCUUAGCUAAACCAGCAUCGACUCUUUACUUUAAAGUUUAAUGUGCGCUGACGUUUUCCUGCAAUAAAUACAAACGCUUUCAGAUUUUUUUGUUUUUGGGUUAUUGUACAUUUUGGAGCAGACAUCGGCAGGAUGCAUCGGAGAGGUGUUGGCGCUGGAGCUAUUGCUAAAAAGAAGCUAGCAGAGGCUAAAUAUAAAGAAAGAGGAACUGUUCUUGCAGAGGACCAAAUAGUCCAGAUGUCUAAGCAGUUGGAGACUUUCAAGUCCCACCUGGAGGAGUUUGCCAGCAAGCACAAACAAGAGAUCCGCAAGAACCCACAGUUCAGAGUCCAGUUUCAGGAGAUGUGUGCCACCAUCGGUGUUGACCCUCUGGCCUCUGGCAAAGGUUUUUGGUCUGAAAUGCUCGGAGUAGGAGAUUUCUACUAUGAGCUUGGUGUUCAGAUCAUUGAGGUGUGCCUUGCCCUGAAACACAGAAAUGGAGGGCUGAUUACUCUGGAUGAACUCCACCAGAGAGUUCUGAAGGGACGGGGUAAAUACGCUCAGGAUGUGAGCCAAGACGACCUGGUGAGAGCCAUAAAGAAGCUGAAAGUGAUGGGGAAUGGUUUCGGGAUGAUCCCAGUCGGUGGUUCUUAUUUGGUCCAGUCAGUUCCAGCAGAACUCAACAUGGACCACACUGUAGUUUUACAGUUGGCAGAGAAAAAGGGGUAUGUUACCGUGAGUGAGAUCAAGGAGAGUCUAAAGUGGGAGAAGGAGCGAGCGUGUCACGUACUGGAUCACUUGCUGAAGGAAGGCUUAGCAUGGCUGGACUCCCAAGCAGCUGGAGAACCUCAGUACUGGCUGCCGGCGCUUUUCUCCGAGCUGACCUCCCGUGACGUCACGCCAGAAGAGGCCAAUCAGAUGACACCCUGAGAAGCGAUGGCAAGAAUCCGGGCCUCCGUCCAAGAGACGUGUUGGUAAACAAAAUGUGCCUGGUGGGGGACGCUCAUGUGACGGAGCUGGCAGGCCAAGUGAACUCUGAACAUUUUCUUGGACACGGGGAGGGAAAACCUUCCAAAGAGGGCACUUUUAACAUUUAGAGUCACUGGAUCCUGUCUCAUCUGGGUGAUGAGGGAUGACUAAAUUGUUCGUAUGUCCAUGUAUAAAUCUAUGUAUAAACCUUUACUUAAAAAAAAAUAUAGAAAAACA